AUGAACGAGAAGACACAGAGGAGGAGUGGGGAGACUUCCGGAGACGAGAACGAGAAAGAGGGUGGGAAGGGGAGUGUGAACGAAAUAGUAGUAGAUUGGGAGGGACCGAACGAUCCAAUGAAUCCGAAAAACUGGUCCACCCGCCGCAAGUGGGCCGCUGUCUCCAUCGUCUCCGCGUUCACGUUCAUCUCGCCAGUCUCUUCUUCUAUGGUGUCCCCGGCCGCGCAGCAGUUGGCCGACGACUUUGGGAUAACGAGCACGGUUAUGGUCGCGAUGACCAUCUCGAUUUUCGUGUUGGCUUAUGCCGUAGGACCACUCUUCUUAGGCCCACUGUCAGAAAUAUAUGGUCGUUCAAGAGUGAUACAGGCUGCGAACAUAUUUUAUCUCGCAUGGAACCUCGGCUGUGGCUUCGCACAGAACAAGAACCAGCUCAUCGCGUUCCGGUUCAUGGCGGGGUUGGGAGGAAGUGCGCCGCUUUCUGUCGGUGGUGCGGUCAUCGCCGACUGUUUCGCGCCAGAACAUAGAGGGCAGGCGAUAGCGAUCUAUUCGCUCGCGCCGUUGUUAGGACCUGUGUUGGGUCCGAUUGUAGGAGCGUGGAUUGGGGAGAGGAGUACAUGGAGAUGGGUGUUCUGGUCGACGACGAUAGCGGACGCUGUCGUACAGAUCCUAGGAAUGUUCUUCCUCCAAGAAACAUUCGCCCCUCUUCUCCUUGAACGAAAAGCGAAGCGGAUCGAGGCGUCGCUUACGCCGGAAGAGAGGGAGAGAAUCACUGUACGAACGGUGUUUCAGAAGGGUGGGAAGUUGGAAUGGCGAGCCUUCGUCGGAAAGGCUCUCGUCCGCCCUUUUAAGAUCUUCGCGUUUGAGCCUAUCGUACAGUUGUUGGGUGUGUACAUGGCAUUCCAGUAUGGGCUUUUGUAUCUCGCAAUAACGACCAUUCCCGGCAUAUUCGAAAACGUCUACCACGAAUCCGUCGGCAUUGGCGGACUGAACUACAUCGCGCUCGGAGUCGGCCUUACCGGGUUUUCGCAGUUGAAUGCACGAACGAUGGAUAAGAUAUAUGUUUAUUUGAAGAAUAAGAACGGAGGUGUGGGCAGGCCGGAGUUUAGGUUGCCGGCUAUGGUUCCGGGGACGAUUAUUACGCCGAUUGGAUUGUUGAUUGCGGGAUGGUGUGCACAGACGAGGCAGCCGUGGAUCGCGACUGAUAUCGGUAUCGCUCUUAUCGGUGGUGGCUCGAUCCUGAACUUUCAGUGCAUACAGACCUAUGUGAUCGAUACAUUCACUUUGCAUGCUGCUUCCGCUCUUGCCGCGGUAACAUUUCUCCGUUCCUGUGCCGGGUUUGGUUUCCCGCUAUUUGCACCCGCGAUGUAUGACGCUCUGGGAUAUGGAUGGGGUAAUACGGUGCUGGCGAUUGUAGGGGCUGUCAUUGGAUGUCCUGCGCCAUUCUUAUUCUGGACAUACGGAGAGAGAAUUCGGGCGGCGAGUCGGCAUGCGAGGAAGAACUGA
This is a messenger RNA of Stereum hirsutum FP-91666 SS1, 1503 nucleotides long. Its product is annotated as MFS polyamine transporter. Bases 1 to 1503 code for a protein of 500 amino acids. NCBI's taxonomy places the organism in Eukaryota, Fungi, Basidiomycota, Agaricomycetes, Russulales, Stereaceae. The record is from RefSeq and is a predicted model, not a curated record. The transcript is spliced from 13 exons. Gene Ontology annotation, molecular function: transmembrane transporter activity. Gene Ontology annotation, biological process: transmembrane transport.